CUGCUCCUGCUGCAGCUGCUAACUGCAGCUGCAGUCGUCUUUGGAAUCUUUCGGCAGAACGCAGAGCGAACAGAAAUCGAAGAUGAAAGUAGCUGUAGUCGGCGGUGGAAUAAUUGGUUUGACUACUGCCCUGCAAUUAAAAAAUGAAUUGCGUAACGUCGAGUUGACUAUUUUUGCGUCUGAUUUUGAUGAUACGGUUAGUCACGUGGCUGCUGGCUUGUUUAGAAUCGGUUCGUCUUAUUCCGGGCCAACGGAGCAAGUGACAAGGGAAUGGAUUCGAGAUUCGUACGAAUAUUACGAUGAUAUCCGGAAAUAUGUAGAUGCUUCCAUUGCUGGUGUAACAAGCAUUUCGGGCUAUUUGUUUGCCAAUUCCUCUCCAGACACUGUCAAAAAUCGUUGGAUGGAGAACUUGGUACCGAUAUACAGAAGAGUCAAAGACGAAGAGUUUCGAUUAGUAGAGGGUAAUUGGAAAUACGGAUCAUUCUUUAGGACUCUGAUCACCGAAUGUAAUUUGCAUCUACCAUGGGCACGUGAGAAAUUGAACGAAAAUGGGGUGAAACUGAAGACGAUGAAAAUAGAUUCACUGAAAGAACUCGCGUCCCAUUGGGAUUUGAUUAUGAACUGCACAGGUCUCGGUGCACGCUCCUUGUGCAAUGAUAAAUAUCUCGUUGCUAUGCGAGGCCAAGUGCUCAAGGUGAAAGCGCCGUGGGUAAAAACGUUUUUUUACGGAGAAUUGGAUACUUACAUUAUACCAGGCUUCAAUGGUAUGGUCACUCUUGGUGGCUCCAGAAAUUUCGAUUGCGAGAAUACAAAAGUUUGCCCUCACGAGUCUGCGGCGAUUAGUGAGAGGUGCAGAGGUCUGUUACCGGGUGUCAUCGGGAAAGGUGAAGUCGUGCAAGAAUUGGUUGGAUUGAGACCGCACAGGGAGAGAAACGUCCGAGUGGAAGCCGAAUGGAUCUUCAAUGGAUCUUCCAAAGCAAUCUUGGUUCAUAAUUAUGGCCACGGUGGAUACGGAGUGUGCACCGCACCAGGGACUUCCAAAUACGCGGUUAAACUAGCCAGAGAGAUGCAUAAAUCCUCCGUGGCGAAAUUGUAGAAGGAAACCUGAACCGGAAGGAUAUUGUGUUCGGUGAGAGAAGAACCGAAUAUAUACGCAGUUAUACUUGUAAUUAAUCGUAAAUCUUCAGUUAUUCUCGUCA
Messenger RNA from Ceratina calcarata, 1199 nucleotides. It is a transcript of the gene Daao1, whose product is annotated as D-amino acid oxidase 1. Gene Ontology annotation, biological process: D-amino acid catabolic process. Gene Ontology annotation, cellular component: cytoplasm. Bases 83 to 1096 code for a protein of 337 amino acids. The transcript is spliced from 6 exons. Lineage: Eukaryota; Metazoa; Arthropoda; Insecta; Hymenoptera; Apidae. Gene Ontology annotation, molecular function: D-amino-acid oxidase activity; FAD binding. The record is from RefSeq and is a predicted model, not a curated record.